Messenger RNA from Thecamonas trahens ATCC 50062, 927 nucleotides. Its product is annotated as solute carrier family 25. The record is from RefSeq and is a predicted model, not a curated record. Bases 1 to 927 code for a protein of 308 amino acids. The transcript has 2 exons. Gene Ontology annotation, molecular function: ATP transmembrane transporter activity. Gene Ontology annotation, biological process: transmembrane transport. Lineage: Eukaryota; Apusomonadida; Apusomonadidae.
AUGCUACUGUCUGAUGUGGCUGAACCGGGUGGUGAUCCCACACAUGCUCAUGCUCAUGCUCAUGGCCAUGGCCAUGGCAAGGCUGAUGGCGCAGGUGAGGAGGCAGAGGUGGCUGUCAAGGAGAAGAAGUCCGUCUCUAUGGGCCAUCUGGUGGCGGGCGGCCUCUCGGGCGCUCUGUCGCGGACGCUCACUGCUCCGCUGGAUCGGCUUAAGAUCCUGUACGAGGUCCAGGCUGAUCACUCUAUGAAGCGAUCCAUGUGGCGUGACCUGAAGGCCAUCGGUGAGCGGGAGGGCAUGCGCGGCUACUUUCGCGGCAACGGGGCCAACGUGCUCAAGAUCGUGCCCAAGAUGGCCCUCAAGUUCUACGGCUUUGAGUUUUUCAAGAACGCCUUUAUGGCCGACGAUGCCUCGCAGGUGACCUUUACCCAGCGACUGCUGGCCGGCAUGUCCUCGGCCGCAGUCUCGCAGUUUACCAUCCAGCCGCUCGACUGCGUCAAGGUCCGCAUCGCUGCCUCGGACGCCGCCCGCUACAAGGGCAUCAUCGACUGCGUGACCAAGAUGUGGCGGUACGAGGGCCUUCGCGCGUUUUACAAUGGGGUCGUGCCUUCUGUUACGGGCAUCAUUCCCUCGAUGGGCGUCGACCUUGCCAUCUACGACUCGCUCAAGUCAGUCUACCGCAAUCACCUCGCGCCACGCCUCGCCGAGCCCGACGAGGAGAUCUCGGAUGCCAUCCCUGCGCCGGCGCUCCUUGUCAUCGGUAUGAUCUCCACGUCGGCGGCCUACGCCGUCGGCCAGCCGUUUGGCCUCAUCCGCGCCCGCCUCAUGGUCCAGGGCGUGAACACCGGGUACGAGUCGCGCUACUCGGGCGCCAUCGACGUCAUCCGCCAGACCGUCAAGAGGACGGCAUCCGCGGCAUUGGUUUCUUAA